This is a messenger RNA of Colletotrichum gloeosporioides, 936 nucleotides long. RefSeq lists its product as uncharacterized. The record is from RefSeq and is a predicted model, not a curated record. Bases 1 to 936 code for a protein of 311 amino acids. The transcript has a single exon. NCBI's taxonomy places the organism in Eukaryota, Fungi, Ascomycota, Sordariomycetes, Glomerellales, Glomerellaceae.
AUGUCUCGCCUCUCACCCUUCCCCUCCAACCUGGCAACCUUCCGCACCGAGUCCCGCGCAAGCGUCGCCGCCUCCGACACAACAUACCACACCUGCGCAUACCAAUCCUUCCACGACGUAGAGCUCUACGCCCCGAGCUCGCCGCCCUCCAAAGCCCCCGCUCCGGCACCGGCCACCACCGUCCGGGCCCCGGCGCCGCCCUCCUCCGCACACCACCAAAAACAACACCACAAGGAGCCAGAACCCGCCGAGAUGCGCCGUCAAGACUCCGGCUACGAGUCCCUCCCGCCACGCAAUUCCCUCUCCUACGCCCGUCGCACGUCCACCGCCUCCUCGUCGCAGUCCUCCUCCAACCAGCAACAGCCCCGAUCCCGCGGCCGCCCCACGAUCCGCCGCGCCCCGAAAACGAGCCCCUAUCCCACCACGGCGCGCACCAGCGGCAGCAGCCUCUACCACCCCUCCUCGCGCUCCUCGCACACGCACGCCCAGCCAGCGACCUUCUUCCACUUCCCCGCCCACCCGACGGACCUCGAGCUCGCCAACCGCCGCCGCUCGUCCCCGCGCGGCGAGGACCUCGAGCUCGACCAGCGCGGCCUGCUUUCACCAACACAGCAGCAGCAGCAGCCCGAGAGCAGCGAUGCCGCCGGUGAGGUCGCGACGCUGCCGCCGCAGGCGACGCACUACUGGACCAGCGACCGGACGCGGCGGCUCGAGUAUGCGGCCAUCGACGCCGCCAGCCGCGGCGUGAAGGGCUGGUGCAGGCGGCACCUCGUCCCGGACUGCCUCGUCCCGAAGGAGAAGCACGUCGCCUUUGACGACGACACGGGCAGUGUGCGACGGUACAGGCUCGAGCUGGACGAGGAGACGCCCGAGAAGUGCGACUUCAACUCGCGGAAGAGGGGUUGGUUUGGCUGGCGCCGAUCCAAGACGGCUUAA